This is a messenger RNA of Manihot esculenta (cassava), 2893 nucleotides long. RefSeq names its product oxysterol-binding protein-related protein 2A. NCBI's taxonomy places the organism in Eukaryota, Viridiplantae, Streptophyta, Magnoliopsida, Malpighiales, Euphorbiaceae. Gene Ontology annotation, cellular component: intracellular membrane-bounded organelle; membrane; cytosol. The coding region runs from base 207 to 2525 and encodes 772 amino acids. The record is from RefSeq and is a predicted model, not a curated record. Gene Ontology annotation, molecular function: sterol binding. The transcript has 12 exons.
UCACUCUUUCUUCCUUCCUUCCCUCCUACACUGCCAUACACACACACACACACACUCAAAACUUGCUAUUGCUAUUGCCCACUCUCUGCAACUAAAUUUUCUUUUUUUUUUCUUUUCCCUUUUGAUAAGAAAAUGGAAAAUCUCUCUCCUUGUUAGGGAUGUGUGUUCGUUUGAUGUGAAGUUUUUUGUUUGCCCACUUUUUCUUAAUGGUGAUGAAAAUGAGGGUCAAGGAAAUGCACCCGCUGUGCUGCAUAUCGCUGGAGAGCCCCGGAAUAGGGGACCAGUCGCCUGAGGCGUUGACCAGGGCCAGAUCCUUGCCGGCUGGGUUUUCCGGGGAAUCUGAUGGCAAUGCGGGGCGGAGUAUAGCGGGAUCGGAGGCUACUGUAGCUGGAGUGCUAUAUAAGUGGACGAAUUACAGCAAGGGGUGGAGAUCACGGUGGUUCUUGCUUAAAAAUGGAGUUCUGUCUUACUCAAAGAUUAAGCCGCCGGAGAAUCUGAAUUUGUUAACUCCUAAUGAUGACGUCAAAUUGAUCGGAGAAAUAUCUACCAAUCGGCUAUCGAGGAUGGACAGUGGAAGUUAUCGGAGGAAGCAGCAGAAAAGUGUUGGCAUUGUUCAUUUGAAGCAGAUCUCGUCAUUCCGAGAGAGCAAGUCCGACGAUAGGCGAUUUUACAUAUUUACAGCUACCAAGACACUUCAUCUGAGGACUGAUUCAAAAAGAGAUAGGGUGUCUUGGAUACAGGCUUUGGUCUCAACUAGGAGCCUGUUUCCAUCGAGAUCACUAAAUGAUAGUUUCUCCCUUGUACCAAAAGAUUUGUCUAUUUCAACUGAAAGACUUAAAAGGCGCUUACUUGAAGAGGGUAUCAAUGAGAACUUAGUCAAGGAUUGUGAGCAGAUCAUGUUGUCUGAAUUCUCUGAAAUAAAAGGACAAGUUAAGUUACUUUGCGAGGAUCGCUCCUAUUUGCUGGACACAUUGAGGCAGUUAGAGGCAGCAAAUAUUGAAGCUGAAACAUCUGGAAUCACAGAUGGUGAAUUUCAAUUGACAAAGCAUGAAUUUUCAAGUUUAGGGCGUGGGAAAUUUAGUGGUACAGAGUGUAGCACUACAGAAUCAUCUGAUGAUAUUGAGAAACAAGAACUUGAAGAAGUGUCAGAUGAUGAGGCCUCCUUCUAUGAUACAAAGGAUUAUUUUCCUGAACGUUCUGUUGUUCAUGGGUCCAUAAAAGAAGCUGCCAGUCAGUGUGAGAAACGCAGGGAACACAAUCAAAUUGAUAAUGAGGAGAAAAUGCUUGCCAAGGAGCAAAUUUGUCAUUCUGGAUAUCCACAUAUUGAAAGGAGAAAGAAGCUUCCUGACCCAGUUGAGAAGGAGAAAGGGGUUAGUCUUUGGUCUAUGAUCAAAGAUAAUGUGGGGAAGGAUCUCACUCGAGUUUGUCUCCCUGUUUACUUUAAUGAACCAAUAUCAUCUCUUCAGAAGUGCUUUGAGGACUUGGAGUAUUCUUAUCUUUUGGACAAAGCAUAUGAGUAUGGAAAAGGAGGAAAUAGUCUUCAGAGGAUCUUACACGUUGCUGCAUUUGCUGUUUCUGGAUACGCUUCUUCUGAAGGUAGGCACUGCAAACCAUUCAAUCCUUUGCUAGGAGAAACUUAUGAAGCUGACUACCCUGAUAAAGGAGUUCGUUUCUUCUCUGAGAAGGUUAGUCAUCACCCAACUCUCAUUGCCUGCCAUUGCGAAGGUAGAGGGUGGAAGUUUUCCGGGGAUAGCAACCUCCACACAAAAUUUUGGGGCCGGUCAAUUCAGCUUGAUCCUGUUGGAGUUUUGACCCUGGAGUUUGAUGACGGUGAAAUAUUUCAAUGGAGCAAGGUGACUACAACAAUUUACAAUCUUAUCCUUGGUAAAGUGUAUUGUGAUCACCAUGGAAUGAUGCAUAUACAUGGAAAUCGACAAUAUUCAUGUAAACUAAAGUUCAAAGAACAAUCACUUCUUGACAGAAAUCCCCACCAGGUUAAUGGGUUUGUUGAAGAUGUCUUGGGUAAAAAAGUCGCUACAUUAUUUGGGAAGUGGGAUGACAGCAUGUAUUAUUCUGAAGGCGAUGGGACUAGCAAGACAAAAGAUUGCAAUUCCUCAUCUAAUGCCACCUUGCUUUGGAAAUGUACUAAGCCACCUCCUAAUGUCACUCGGUACAACUUAACAUCAUUCGCGAUCACUCUAAAUGAAUUAACACCUGGACUACAGAUUAAGGAGAAGCUCCCACCUACGGAUUCCAGGCUUAGACCAGACCAACGGCAUCUGGAGAAUGGGGAAUAUGAGAAGGCAAAUGCAGAGAAGCAACGAUUGGAGAAGCGGCAAAGAAUGUCCAGGAAAUUACAAGAGCGUGGAUGGAAGCCCCGGUGGUUUCAGAGAGAAGGUGAAGAUGGACCUUUCCGCUACGGGGGUGGUUACUGGGAAGCACGAGAACAGGGAAAUUGGGAGGGAUGCCCGAAUAUUUUUGGCGAAUUCAGUAAAGAUAUUUCACAAUCCUCUGAAGAGUCUUGACUAUUAUUUAGCAUCUCAUGCCAAACUUUCUGAUGCCCAGCAGAAGGAACUAUGACAGAGAAGCUGCGCACGUUAAUUGGUGUGGCUUCCGGAUUAUAGCCGCUUGCAAGAUCCUAGUCCAAGGCAGCAAGCGUUUCAACGAGACUUUUAAGUGAACAGUCAGUUUUUCUUCUUGUAGAGGAUUGAUAGGAUUGAGUCUGAUGUUUCCUCUUUGUAGUAUAUUCCUAAUUGUCUCUCUGUGUUUAGUUCCUUGAAUUGUACUGGUCAGUGCCUCAUUAUUUCGUUUUGAUAUUUAUUUGUAUUUCUUUUCUAUAAAUAAAUGGAAGGGAAAAAAAAAAAGAAGGAAAUUUAUCAUGAUUAAAAAAUUU